Messenger RNA from Eurytemora carolleeae, 4224 nucleotides. Its product is annotated as gonadotropin-releasing hormone receptor. Gene Ontology annotation, molecular function: G protein-coupled receptor activity; peptide binding. The record is from RefSeq and is a predicted model, not a curated record. Gene Ontology annotation, cellular component: membrane. Bases 226 to 1425 code for a protein of 399 amino acids. NCBI's taxonomy places the organism in Eukaryota, Metazoa, Arthropoda, Copepoda, Calanoida, Temoridae. Gene Ontology annotation, biological process: G protein-coupled receptor signaling pathway. The transcript is spliced from 15 exons.
AAAUAUGCAUAUACUGAGACCCAUGAAACUGAGAAACAGAAAUACUUUUCAUUUAAGCAUCUUUGUACUUUGGAUGAUAGUUUUACUAGUUGCUUAAAAUUCAGUGCAGUGAAUUUGCACAGUUGCUGUGGUCCAUCGGAUUUCAAAAUUAUAACUAGUUUGAUCAUCCUUUUCAACAGUUUUUUGGGUCACCAUUGCCCUCAAUUAUACAUUCUAGAAUUUACAAUGCCUUUUUUUCUAGAGAGAAUGAAUUUAACAGAAUCCAGGUCUAAUAGUUCUGGAUUUGGGAUUCCAGACACAGGACAGGAGGAAUUAGAGGACUUUGAGGUGUUUGAUUUUCAAGAUCUUAUCAACGUUAUUGCUCAUACAUUUAUGACUAUAGUUGGAGUUCUCUUUAACCUGAUAUCCUUGAUAACAGCAUUCAGAGUUAUGCGGAGGCCAGACACAAGGAGUAAGACCAAUGUGCACUACCUGGUAUUCCAGCUUAUUCUGGCAGAUUGCAUGGUGUCCUUCAUCAUUUUCCCAAUGGAAGCAAUCUGGAGAUAUACCAUUCAAUGGCAUGCCAGCAAUGCACUCUGUAAGAUGUUGAUGAUGCUUCGAACUGGAGGUUUUUAUCUCUCAUCAAAUCUUCUCGUUAUAUUAAGUAUUGAUCGAUACAUUUCAAUCAGUCGGCCUCUCUCCGCUCUUCAUGUUACCAAACAAAGGCAAAGAUCCAGGAUAAUGGUAGCGUGUGCAUGGAUUCUAGCAGCAAUAUGUUCCCUGCCCCAGGCGUUCAUAUUCCGCAAACUGCAAUAUCCCAACAAGGAAUUCUACCAGUGUUUGACAGUUGACUACUUUAGAAGUAUUUCCAGUCCCACAGUUAGAGGGAACAUAACAAGGUUAGAGUUGUAUGGAUUGGAACCUCAGGACUGGGAUAGGAUUUACAAUUUUUCGUUCAACGUUUUUGUUUUCUUCAUUCCCCUGCUCGGCAUUGUUAUCUCCUACACUCUAGUCCACAUACAGAUGUUUAAGAGAUCCCGAAACAUUCAAACUAACCUGGACGGACGGCAGGAUUGCAGGUUGUCCCAGAUGGCCAGGAAAAGCCAGAUGAUCGCCCUCAAGAUGUCGAUCAUUCACACACUGGCAUUCAUUUUUUGCUGGCUUCCAUACGUUAUUUUUGCGACAUGGUCAGUCAUUGAUGAAGCCUCUGUAGUAAAGAUCCCACCUUUAGUACGUGAUCUAUUGGAUCUGAGUGGACAGUUCAACACAUGCAUAAAUCCAUUGGUUUACGCAGCAUUUUAUUUCUCACAUGUUCGUGUUCUGGGGAAACGAUCUGAGAUCAGACAUCAGUUUAUUUCCAUGCGUUCCUUUCGGGUCAACAGAGUAGUUCAAAUGGACGACUCUUUAGCAACCUCACAGAUGGUGUCAAGGGGCGUUCAAGUUUGAGUUCUAGAUGGAGAAGAAAGAGAGAGGCAAAAGGUUUUAAUAGAAAUAAUCGAAAUAAAUAACAGAAUGAAAAUUAUCUCAAAACUAUUUACAACGUUUGAUAUUUCUCUAAAAACCAAAAAGUAAGAACGAACAACAAAUAAAAGUAACUUCGUGUGGAUUAAUUAAAGCCAUUUGAGAGCUUUGUUGUGACUGUGAGUGGACAUGAAUGAGACUUUUUAAUAUUAAUGCUUCCUUUUUUGGGAAUAAGACUUUUCAUAACAGUUCAUGCACUCCACCUGUAACGAGAAAAUUUGAUGUACUUGAACAUUCUCAGAUUCUAGUACUGAACUUUGUGUUAUUACAAGAUGAAAUGGACAUCAAAAAGUGAAGUAUUUCUAUUUGCACUGAAUUUACAGUAUGCAGCUGAAAGACUAAAUUUGAUGACAUAUCAGGUUCCAAAAUGGAGAAAAAAAGACUUUUUUGAAAUGUGCAUUGAAUCGAAUCUAGAUAUUCUUUCCAUUGUGGAAGUAACCUCAGCUCUUAAAAAAUGUCUAUAAACUUCUGAAAAUGAAAUAUUUUAUCAAUUUUCCCUAAAAAAAAUAUUGAAAAAGAUUUUGCAUCGCAUUUUCAGACAGCAGUUAGCAACAUACCUUCAUUAAUUUUUACAGCUGUCAGAAAAUGCUAUGCAAAAUCUUUUUCAAUAUUUUCUAUAGUAUCGACAUUGCUUACAAAACAAAACUUCUUUUUGCUUUUCAUAAAUUUCGCCCGCCAUAAUAAGAUCUAGUUGGUGUAAAUAAAUGGAAUCGAAAAAUGUGAACAUUUUGCUUUAAAGCUUGAAAAAAAAACAAUUCAUCUUUGAGAGAACAUUUGUAACAAUUGAUUGUAGACAAAGAUCUUUGAUAUAGGCUGGGAACUUUUGAGCUGGAUAUUCAUAAUCCAUAAACCUUGUUCUCGAUAUCCACAGUUUGCAUUUUUAGUUCUAUUAGGAUUCAUAUGCUUAAUCUCUUAAUCUCUUCUCUUUCAGUAUUCCUUUUCUUGAGCAAAGCCCCUUUUAACCCCCAAAUAUAGCACCAAUUGAUCCCUGACUGGGUACGUGCCAUGCAGGAUAUGAAAUUAAGAUUAAAUUAGUUUGCAGAUUAAUAAGAGCUUAAGAUCAAGCAUUCAUCUUGAUAUUCAAGAGUUCCCAGGUUUAUGUCGUUUAAAGAAAUCUAGUUUAAAUGAUGACUUUUUUUGAUAGUUUUUUAGUCGCGUCCAGGUUUGUUUUAAUUAUCCAUAAAUCUUGUUCUUAAAGAUUAUUUGUGUAGUGUCAGUAAUUAUAAAUACUCCUAAAUGUCUAUUUAUUGAUAAAUAAUCACAAAAUACAGGGAACAUUAGUCCUAAGCCGGGUUUAUCGCCCAUGUCUAACACUCAGUGUUAGAAAUGGGCCUUUAACAUUAUUCAUGUCAGUACAGCCAAAGUUGAUUUUAUAUUAUUUAAUAUUGUGUUGCACCUUUUGUUUAUAAACAACAAAUAAUUAUCAAAUUCGUUCACAGUUAGAAAUUGAUUUUUUUGUGUUAUAUAACUUUCAAACAGUAUUUUAUUUGGAAUGUUCUUAAAAGAAUAAAUAUCGUCAUAAAAAUUGCCAAACUUUAUUUCAUAUAACUUUUCUAAAUCUUUUAUAACUAUUUAAGAUAAAAAAGCAUUCAUCAAUAGCUAAACCUGUACCAUUUUAUCCAAUUAAACGAUUAACAAUUCAGAAACUAACUAUUUUAUAGAAUGGGCUUGUAAAGAUAUGAAAAAGUAGUAAUACAAAUGUAUGUUUAUAUGUUUUAGUAAUGUUGUUUGAUCAAAGCAUUCUACGGAGAACAUCCAUUUUUACUUUCAUGAAAGGAAACAAAACUUAUCACAUUCUUAAAAAUUAGAGCUUUUGGAGCAGAUUAAAUCAUCAACAUCAGGGAAAAGAGAAUUACAAAGGUUUUACUCCAACUAUGGCAUGUUUAAAUUGUCCACGCAUUGUUCACCAUAUCGAUUUUUUAUCUAUACACCCAGAUAGACCAGAGAAAUGGGCUCGUUCUAGGUAUAGGGACCGUUCAAACCGUUCGUCACUUUAAAGGUCUUUAAAGGUUAUUAAAAUAAAGGAUGUAUGCGUUCGUUCUAAGCUAAGAUCUGUACGUCUUGUUCAGUAAUAUUAUAUUGGUGGAAAAUAAAUUAAAUAAAUCACCUGUAAUUAUAACUUUUGUGUUAUGAAUCUCGGGAUCAAGCAUUGAUCUACUGAUUCAUUAUAGCCCUCUUUGAAAUCCUGUGCUGGUCAUACACUCCAGGUAUAACUUUUGUUGAGGGAUCAAGCAUUGAUACUCAAAUUUUUAAGUGCUCACACUGGAAAUCGAAAUCAAGUGUUUAAGAUAUACAAUAUCCACACAAAAGUUCCUAUCUCUCUGGUCUAUUUUCUGUCAAAGUAAAUAAAUUUUUUGCCUCAAACUUUAAUUUUUCAAUUCUUAUUUCUUUCUACCCCGAUGGUGUAGACCUUUCAUAUUACCAACUAUGAAUUUUGCUAGGUCAAAUAGUUAAGGUUUUAAAUAUCAAAUGCGUGUACCAUCAGGUUUCAAAGGUAUUGGGAUUUGAAAACUUGAGUUUGUCGCAACAAUUCAGUUCCUUUGAAUCGUUAUUGUUUGAUUUGUCUUGUCGUUCUAUAUUUCAUUUGUAAGAUAUCGUAUUCGUAUCUAAAAGACAAAUCUCUGUAGCUCGAAUUGGAUCAAUUAAUGUUGCCAUAAAAAAGCACAAAUAAAAAUGUCCAUAGUAAUUGAUGUGAUGUUAAGAAUUGUUAAGAAAUAUAUGUUA